AGUAGAUCCUGCAAGCACUAGCACCAACAUUGUGUCAAGCUGGUUGCUUUUCCCAGCCAGGCCCCUGUUGUGGACAUGUGGCAGCAAAUCCUACAGAGUGUCCGGUCUUAUGACUUGCCCCAAAGAAAUGUGAUUGCGGCUUCUUGUGCUCUAGGAGGUGGGAGCCUCCUCGUUUUUUGGCUUCUGUCUAGGCACAGGACAAGGACCAUAGAAAUGGGAGAUGGAUGGUGGGGCUCAGGCGAGAAGCCAUCGAGGGACAAAGAAAAUGAAAGUAUUAGACCUUUCCAAGUGAAAACAUCUGAGAAAGAAAUCCAGGAUUUGUAUCAGCGUCUUGAUCAGGCACGCUAUACACCACCGUUGGAUGGGGCUGCCUUCAACUAUGGUUUCAACUCUAACUAUCUUCAGAGAGUAGUCUCAUACUGGAGGAAUCAGUUUGACUGGGAGAAGCAAGUUAACAUCCUCAACCAGUACCCACAUUAUAAAACGACCAUUGAAGGGAUUGAAAUUCAUUUUAUCCAUGUGAAACCAAUUCACAUCCCAAAUGGUCAGACUCCUAGGCCUUUGCUGAUGGUACAUGGUUGGCCUGGCUCCUUCUAUGAAUUCUAUAAGAUCAUCCCACUGCUUACUAAUCCUAGCAGUGAUCUGGUGUUUGAGGUUAUCUGCCCAUCCAUCCCAGGCUAUGGCUUCUCUGAGGCACCACACAAGCAGGGCUUUAAUACAGUAGCUGCUGCUCGAAUCUUUCACAAGUUGAUGUACAGACUGGGAUUCCAAGAAUAUUACAUACAAGGUGGAGACUGGGGCUCUGCGAUCACCACAAACAUGGCCCAGAUGCUGCCCAAAUCUGUGAAGGGGCUUCAUCUGAACAUGUUCUUCCAAACUAAACUUGGUUUGUGUGAUUUAAUGUCUUUAAUGCUGGGAGCCUAUGUCCCAUGGUUAGUGGGGUUCACCAGAGAAGACUCACGCCGUUUAUUCCCAUAUUUUGAGAAGAAUGUGUAUUAUCUCUUGCGCGAGAGUGGCUACAUGCAUAUACAAGCCACCAAACCGGACACAGCAGGAUGUGGAUUGAAUAACUGCCCCGUUGGACUUGCUGCAUACAUCCUAGAAAAGUUCUCCACAUGGACAGAUAACAAAUUUACAAACUUGGAUGACGGAGGUUUGGAAAGGAAAUAUUCUCUGGAUGAUCUUUUGACCAAUAUUAUGAUUUACUGGGUGACAUCCACCAUUGUGCCAUCAAUGCGCUUUUACAAGGAGAAUUUUUCCAAGAAUCCAAGCACUACUCCCAGUGGCAGGACUGGAGUUUAUGUUCCCACUGGUGUUGCUGCCUUCCCUAAUGAACUUGGACACAGCCCACGGUCCUGGGUAAAAAGGAAGAUGAAGAAACUUGUCACUUACACCUACAUGCCACGAGGUGGCCACUUCGCUGCUUUUGAGGAACCAGAGCUCUUGGCUCAGGACAUCAAGCAAUUUGUCCGGAAAGUGGAACAUCUGUGAGGCAGCACCUGUAAAUCAUCAUUGCAAUAAUUGUGCUUAGGAAGACGUCGGUUUUAGACACUGUAAUCCAUUCAUGGAUGGGCAUUUUGCAGUUCUGGACUACAGCCAUGUCCCUUAUAACAGAUCCAUAGACCAUCAUCAAUAAAGACCUGCAAAUAAAAUAAGCUUCACCAUCCUCUUUAACAACUGAA
This is a messenger RNA of Sceloporus undulatus (fence lizard), 1682 nucleotides long. RefSeq names its product epoxide hydrolase 1-like. Gene Ontology annotation, biological process: arachidonate metabolic process; epoxide metabolic process. The record is from RefSeq and is a predicted model, not a curated record. Lineage: Eukaryota; Metazoa; Chordata; Lepidosauria; Squamata; Phrynosomatidae. Gene Ontology annotation, molecular function: epoxide hydrolase activity.